AUGACUUUUCAAAUGUCGUUGAGGGUGGUCGGCAACUACAUCAGUGAAUUCCCUCAGGACUCUGGGAUGCAUCUUAUUGGGACCCAUAGGCCUAUGGAUGUUCAAGUUCCUCAGGUGGUUACAAAGCUGAUCUUUGCGUACAAUCUUGCCCUAAGGGACCCUGUACACACUGUGUCGUUGCAACAGUUUGUCUAUGAGAAGCUAAAGGCACAACAGGAAUUGCUGGGUGAGCAAGGCUUCCAUGCACUUAUGGAAACCGUGGAUACAGAACCUAAAAUACAUUUUAAUUGCCCUCAUUUGAUUCUGAAACAGAUUCUUUCAAUUUUUCAGCCAUGUACGGAAGUUCUUUUUAUUGAUAUUUUCCAUGAAUAUAAUCAGACUCUUACUCCUGUACUUUUAGAAAUGGUUCACAGUCUGCAAGGAACUACCAACUUGGAAGAUAUCAGUGCUAUACUGAUUAAAGAUGCUGUGUAUAAUGCGGUUGGACUGGCUGCUUAUGAACUAUUUGACAGUGUGGAUUUCGAUCACUGGUUUAAAAAUCAGCUGCUAGCAGAACUUCAGGUUUCUCAUAACAGAUAUAAACCAAUACGCCGACGAGUAAUUUGGCUGAUUGGACAGUGGAUUUCAGUAAAAUUCAAAUCAGACUUGAGGCCUAUGUUAUAUGAGGCAAUUUGUAACUUGCUUCAAGAUCAAGACUUAGUGGUCCGUAUUGAAACAGCUACAACGCUGAAGUUAACCGUAGAUGACUUCGAGUUCAGAACAGACCAGUUCUUACCGUAUUUGGAAUCCAUGUUUACACUGCUCUUCCAACUUCUUCAGGAAGUAACAGAAUGUGACACGAAAAUGCAUGUUCUUCAUGUUUUGUCUUGUGUGAAUGAAAGAGUCAGUAUACAGAUACGACCGUAUGUAGGAUGUUUGGUUCAGUAUUUACCUCUCCUUUGGAAACAGAGUGAGGAGCACAAUAUGUUACGGUGUGCCAUUCUAACUACCUUAAUCCAUCUUGUUCAGGGCCUGGGAGCAGAAAGCAAAAAUCUCUAUCCUUUUCUACUUCCAAUUAUUCAGCUAAGUACUGAUGUUUCCCAGCCUCCGCAUGUCUAUCUUCUGGAAGAUGGCUUAGAGUUGUGGUUAGUGACAUUGGAGAAUAGCCCAUGUCUUACACCUGAGCUCCUGAGAAUAUUUCAGAACAUGUCUGCCCUUCUUGAGCUGAGUUCAGAAAACCUCAAAAAUUGCUUUAAGAUCAUCAACGCCUAUGUUUUCUUAUCAUCAACAGAGUUUUUACAGACAUAUGCCAUCGACUUGUGUCGAUCAUUUUGUGAACUCCUAAAAGACAUAACUACAGAAGGUCAAGUUCAAGCUUUGAAGGUUGUGGAAAAUGUCCUAAAAGUAAAUCCUGUUUUGGGUCCUCAAAUGUUUCAGCCUCUUCUACCAUCAGUAUUCAGGGGGAUUAUAGAUGGAGAGAGAUACCCAAUGCUGAUGUCUACUUAUCUGGGGGUCAUAGGUAGAGUUCUUCUACAAAAUACAAGUUUUUUUUCAUUACUUUUGAACCAGAUGGCAUGUGAAUCAGGCCAGGAGUUGGACCAAAUUCUUGGUAACAUGAUUGAAAUGUGGGUUGAUCGGAUGGAUAACAUCACUCAGCCAGAGAGAAGAAAACUUUCUGCUUUGGCACUGAUUUCACUUCUACCUUCAUUGAAUAGUGUUAUCCAAGAUAAAUUUUGUGGUAUCAUCCACGUUACAUUGGAAAGUCUGUAUGAUGUUAUGACUGAAGAUCCUGAAACAGGAACUUAUAAAGACUGCCUGCUGCUGUCUCAUUUUGAAGAGCCCAAAGUUACAGAAGAUGAGGAACCUCCCACAGAACAAGACAAAAGGAAAAAAUUGGUAAGCUUUAGAUGUUACUCAGUUAUAACUAAUUAGGUAAUUCACUCAUCC
Meleagris gallopavo (turkey) is the source of this 1926-nucleotide messenger RNA. The record is from RefSeq and is a predicted model, not a curated record. NCBI's taxonomy places the organism in Eukaryota, Metazoa, Chordata, Aves, Galliformes, Phasianidae.